Messenger RNA from Adineta steineri, 1938 nucleotides. The record is from the annotation of a GenBank genome assembly. NCBI's taxonomy places the organism in Eukaryota, Metazoa, Rotifera, Eurotatoria, Adinetida, Adinetidae.
AUGAGCAUUUCUGGUAAUGAUAUUAAGAUAUCAUCGUUUCCCGUUGGUGAAGCAGGUACGAAUGUAACAACUGUUAUAUUUGGUCAUCGAUCGGGUAAAUUAUUGGCAACAGGCAGUGAAGAUCAUAGUAUUCAUAUUUAUGUAAUUGGUCAAACAACAUCAUUGCUUACAUCACAAUGUCAAAAAAGUGCUAUAACAGCAUUAAGAUUUUCUAAUGAAGAAAAUUUAUUAGCAUCAGGUAGUCGAUCCGGUGCAGUACAAAUUUGUGAUCUUGAAAGUCAAAAAGUUAUUCAUCCUGGUGGUCAUAAAACAUGUAUUCGUGCUAUUGAAUAUUUCCCAUCAAGUAAUAAUUUCUUAGCAACAGCUGCUGUUGAUGGAACAGCAAAGCUUUGGGAUCCAAGACGAAAAGGUUUUAUAUUCAAUUAUAAAGGACAUAAUGGUGCUAUAAAUGCACUUAAAUUUUCUCCGGAUGGUCGAUAUUUAAUAACUGCUUCUGAUGAUACAGCUAUUCAAAUGUGGGAUGUUACAGCUGGUAAAUUAAUAAAAUCUUUUCAAGAACAUCAAGGACCUGUAUAUACAAUUGAAUAUCAUCCAAAAGAACUCUUACUUGCAUCAGGUGGUGCUGAUAGACGAGUUAAAUUUUGGGAUCUUGAAAAACUUCAAUUUGUUAAUGAAACAGAAAUUGAAACAUCAGCUAUCAAAUGUUUACAGUUUGAACCAACAAAUGCUAGUUAUUUACUAUCCGGAUCAAAUGAUAUGUUACGUGCUUAUAAUUAUGAACCUGUUCAAUUACUUGAUACAGUUCAAAUUAAUUGGAAAAAUGUUCUUGAUAUGACGAUACAUAAAGAUCAACUUUAUGGAGCAUCUAUUUCACAAAAUAAUGUUCAUAUUGGCUCAAUUUAUCUUCGAAAUUUAAAAACUAAACGACGUAUAUCACCAGUUCGUGAUUAUUAUCCAAGCGAUCCGAAAGCAACAUCAGUUGCAACGGGUACAAUUAUUGGACGACGAAGUCAAUAUCAACCAAUGACUGUUAAAGAUGAACAUGUCAAACUUCAACCAGAACCAGCUAAUAUUAGUGGUAGUGAUGAACCAAAAUCAGCAGGUGCAGAUAGUGUAAUGAUUGAUAAUCAAGCGGAUUAUGAACGAAUAUUUCGUGGUAAAGCACGUUUACCACGUUCACCUAGUCAUCAAGGAAGUUCAACACAAUCAAAAGGUCCUUCGUUAUCAUCAGCUGGAUUUAAUAUACCAACACCAUCAUCAACAGAAAUCUCAUCAACUCCUGCUUCUGUAGUACCUAAGCAAAAAGUUUCUCAAUCUAUUUCUCCACCACCUCAAGUUGAUGUACUGAUGCCUCAAAUUCAAAUGCCAAGUUCAUCAAUAAUUUCACCUGAACCACCUCGAACAAAUGAACAGAUCUUUGCUAAUUUAAGUAGAGGCAAUAAAACAAUACUUGCUGUGCAACAACAACGUACAAGUAAUUUAUCAUUAUUAGUGGAAUUAUCUCGCAAUAGUAAUCCACAAACAAGUUUUAAAGCAGCUACUGCUUCUCAAGAUCUUUCACUCGAAUGUUUCUUAUUACGUUUUGUUAUUGAAAAAUUAUCAAAACGUGAUUGGAAUCUUGAAAUCUGUAUAUUAAUUUUACCAGCUGUACGUGAUUUAAUUAAAUCUCAUUAUCAUUGGUAUAAUUUAACUGCUUGUCAAGGACUUGAACGAAUACUUGGAGAUUUUGGAAAAGUUAUUUAUGAUAAUGUUGGAGCUAAAUCAAUUGGUGUAGAUCUUAGUCAACAAGCGCGACGUGAAAAAUGUGAAUCAUGUCAUCAUAUAUUACAUGAAAUUCGAUGUUUACUUGAAGAUCGACUAAAAAAUGUUUCAGAUUCAUCAGUACGACAAGCAUUUGGUGACAAUUUAGCAUUAUUAAAUGCUCUUGAACGUUCCUAA